GCAUGCUGAGAACACAGGUUUAUGCCAGCCAAAGUCCUUCUCAAAGACAUUUCAAUAGGAUGGAGAAUAUACCUGAAUAUAAUAUGAAAGCGUUUCGUGCACGCGCACUUUCAUUGUAGUCGCGUCAGGUGCUGAUUGAAGGGAGCGCGCGCUGUUGGCGCAAGGUGUGGCGAGUGGACAAAUGUGUCCUUUCUCCAAUGAACCGAGGACAAUUCAAUCAGCGUUUCUAAAGCCGCGGACGAAGGGACAAUACUGCCCCAGAUGAUGCGGACGGACAAUAAAGGCCGGAGCGCCUCCCCCCACAGGAACGCCUACAAGUCUGACUUCCACACCAUCAAAUGCUCCUUGGACGCAGCGACCAGGCCUAGACCUUCUUCCCUGGGUGCCUCAAUCCCUUCACCUGGCUCCAUGGCAGUCCCUCACACCAGGACUAGCAGUGGAGGUAACCCUGGUGAAGGUACCAGGGGUGGGGCCCUCAGCCCUAGAGGAACUAAGAUCAAAGACAACAUCUUCUUCCAGAUGGACAGCCAACAGCACCUCCUCUACCCCUUAUCUGAGGCCCUGCCCAAACACCCACUCAGCUCCAACUCUGUCCGGAGCAGUGUGGCCAGCAUGUCCAGUGUAGAAUUGUCUAUGCUAGAUAAACAGUCUAAGGCAGAGGAGAUAGCAGAGAUAGACAGAGCUGCUCUAGCCCAGAAGUUCUCAGUGACCCGGAAGCUCUUUGAGACGGUCAUUGGGGGUCAAAGUUUAAAUGUCAGCCCUGGCAGAGAUGGCAGGAGGUUGGUGGAGAGUGGGGAGGAAAGGGGGAUUGGGAGUGCAAGGAGCAGGUUAGACAGGGAGCAGCUGACAUCCAUGUCAGAAAGUGAAGGAGAGGGGGAGAGAAGGAAAGAACUCAUGCACAUACACAUUUCACUACCCAACAUAGAACUCCAUACAGCCACCAGUUUGCCUACACCCCUUCACCCUGUUAAUGGUCACAACAGUGAGACAUUUUCCCCUGACGGUAGAAGUCCUACAACUGACCCCUCAGACCGCAGGAGUGUGUACGGUCGAAGUGUGUUAGAUGGGAGUGUGUGUGAGAACUUUGUGUUCUCCCAUGUAUCCAACCUUUCUAGCCCAGCACCCACCUCCCCCCACUCUCAGCCUCCAUCCCCUUCUUCCAACUCCCCCAGUCCUCUCACCCCAGUCUCCCCUUGUUCUGACCAGACUGACCUCUAUAGCCCUAGUAGUCCUAAUGCUGACCCCCUGGACAACAGGAGUUUGUCUGAGGGGAACCACCCUAAUGACCUUUACAUGACCCCUGAUGUCCCUUUGACCCCCAAAGAGGGGUCAGGGGCUGGAACUGUAAGGGCGGAGCUAGUGGAGGUGAAGAACGAGUCGUCUGAGAGCGACGGUAACGAAGGAGAGGAGGAAGGCAAGAGGGAGGAGGGCAAUGAGAAUAACCUGGUGGAUGAUGUGUUUGAAGAAUCCAGAGUGGAACCUAGAAUAGUUGAACCUACAUCAGCACAAAGAACAGUAGAACCUAGAAUGGUGGAAAAGAGAACGGUUGAACCUCCAGUAGAACCCAGAAUGGUAGAGUGUGUGGAGGGAUUCCCUGACAGUCUUGAAGUGACGGAACAGGAAAGUGAAUCAGAAAGAGACAUGAAACAGCAGGAGACAGAACAGAGGGAAGAUCGAAUGGAGGGAGAAAACAGACUGAUCAGCCAAGAAAUAGAGCAGCACAGAGAAGAGGGGACAACUGGAGACGGUGAGAAAGUGGAGGUAGAGGUGAAAGGAGAUGAGGCAGGAGAGCAGGAGGAAAGGGAACUUGAGGAGAGAGAAACCAUGUGCAGUGACAGCAAAGAAAAGAUGAGGGAGGAGGUGAGCGAGGGAGAGGAGGAAGCGAAAGAGAAGGCCGGAUUGGAAGAUGGAGGGAUUGACUUCAGGGAAGAAGAGGAAAGAAAGUGCAGAGGGAGAGUGGAAGUGAAGGAAGAGCAGGAGAGGGAGUGCACUGAGAGAGGAGAUGAGGAGAAUGGAUUUGCUGCCAUCCUUGGAAUUGAGAAUGAGGCCUUUAUGGAGGAUGGGGAACUGAACUCUGAGUGUCAUGAUGAUUUGGAAUGGCACAGAAAGGACUGGGAGCAGCUUUUUAUGGAAUAUGAGGAGAUUCCCAGUCUUCCCCAUGAAGAUGACGAUGAUGUGGAUUCUGCUAAGAGGAGGAAGAUUAAGUUCUCUGCAGCACCAAUCAAGGUGUUCCUGACCUACUCAAAUGCAGACUAUGACCGGCGUAAUGAUGAUGUUGACCCUGUGUCUGCCUCUGCUGAGUAUGAACUGGAGAAGAGAGUGGACAAGAUGGAUGUCUUCCCUGUCCAGAUAAAGAAAGGAGUGGAGGGCCUGGGUAUCAGUAUAAUAGGGAUGGGGGUAGGGGCUGACCAGGGGCUGGAGAAGUUGGGGAUCUUCGUUAAGACCAUCACUGAGAACGGAGCUACACAACAGGACGGACGUAUCCAGGUGAAUGACCAGAUAGUGGAGGUGGAUGGGGUCAGUCUGGUCGGAGUCACACAGCUGUUUGCUGCCACCGUGCUAAAGAACACCAUUGGCACUGUCAGGUUUUUUAUUGGACGGGAGAAGCAGGGAGAGGAGAGUGAGGUGGCCCGUCUAAUCAAUGAAAGUCUGGAGCAGGACAAGACACCGUCUACGGUAGAGGUGUUAAAUGAUGGUGUUGUUGGGCUGAGCUCAGUGGAAGAGACUGUAGAAGUCCUCCGUACAGAUGAUGAAGAGGAUGACGAAGAGAAAGAAAUCACCAGCUGCAUCAGAUGCCAACAGCUCCAGUUAAAAGUCAGGACCAAAUCAGACCAGCUCUGCCUAGUGCGGGAGAAGCUGUGGGGGUGUGAGGAGCAGCAGGCCUUGUGGGAGAGUCAUCAGGCUGAGCUGAAUGAGCGUGUCCAGGAUGGAGAGGAGAAGGCUGACAAACUAGAGAAGUACUGGCAGGAGGCCCAGGCUCUGUGCAGGAUUGUGAACCAGCGAUUGGCUGACACCCAGAGCCAAUUAGACAGCCUGGAGGUGAAAUACAGCAAGGCCAAGAGACUGCUGAGGGAAUUCCAACACAGGGAGAAGGAGAGCGAGGGGAGAGAGGAGGAGCUGCAGAGAGAGAUGGAGGAGAGCGAGAGGAUACAUGGAGAGACUGUGGAGAGACUCCAGAGACGGAUAGGGCUACUGGAGAGAGGGGAGAUGGCCCCUGAGAGUGACAACCAAUCACUGGAUACCUCAUUUAUCUCAAGUGCAGACUGGAGCAUUGCGGUGCCUGUGACAGAUCUGUUAGACACCAGCGCUCACAGGGCCAGAGCACAGCUCGCCCAAAAAGCCAAGAGACACCCUCCCUCACGAGACAAACUCAGAGAGUCCUUCAGACAACAGGCGGUCAUCGUGUCCACUCCAGUACAUCCUCUCUGUCUGCCCUCACCUCCAAGCCCCACCCCCUUUCUCCUCACCCCCCAGCCAGGCCAGUCCCCCCCUAAAGAGGACAAGUCAUCUACCACAUGCAAAUCAAAGAGGAGAUUCCCUGACUUCAGCGGCCUCCGCAAGUCUCUGAGAAGAGGGAGGAAGUGUGAGGAGAAGAAGAACAAGGAAAGGCCCCUGGACCACAGGGGUUUAUGUGUUAACCUGAUAGAUGCCCCCAGCGGUGGUGUCUUUCCCUCUGUCUCCUCCGUGCCCUCCUGCCUACCCUUCUCCUGGUUCGGAGAGCGAGGGAGGGAGAAGGAGAGAGGGAAGCUUAGGUCUGUCUCCAGCAGCAGUCUACCGUACAUGACCACCGGAGGCAGUAGAGACUGCCAGAGAGUGAAUGUAGGAGACUCUGGUAGUCCCAGCUCUGCUCUCCUAUCAGGGAUGCUGUCAGAUCUGUCUCUCUCUGCACACUCUCAAACUCCCACCUUCUCAUCAGAGAACCUGGAUGAGGACUCUGUCCCAGUUGGUAACGAUUACCAAUGGCAAAGCCGACCCCUGGACCAAUGGACUAAUCAGCAAGUCUGUCUGUGGUUGAUUGGCAUGAGCAUGGACCAAUACGCGGCCCAGUUCACAGCCAAUGGUGUGGAUGGGCUGCAACUUCUCAGUCUGGACAACAACAAACUCAAGGCUCUGGGUGUGUGCAGUCACAGUGACCGUGCUGCUCUGAAGAGAAGGCUGAAGGAGAUGAGGAAGACUCUGGAGAGAGAGGAAAAGGAGAGAGCGAAGGGAAAGGAGGAGAGGGAACAUGAGAAGAGAAUGAAGGAGGAGAAGGAGAGAAAGGAGGCCAGGCAUAGUGGUAAAAAGGUCCGAAACGAGUCCCUCUGCUAAAGUCUGGACCCUGACCUCUAACCCCUAAACCUGGAAAUGAUCUUCAAUCACAACUUUUUGUCUAAGUCCUACUCCUAUUAGGUUAAUCUCAUGCAUUCCAGCCAUUAGACAAUCAGCUAUAGUCUCUCUCUUAUAAACUCUCUACCAGCACAAACAUCAGUCUCACUGUUAGUCUUCACUGUGACGAGUGAAAUACACUUUUUAUCUGUUUUGUAACAGUAUUUAUGUACAGAUGUUUCUAUAUGAAUGUUGUACAAUUGAUUGCAAUGAAGCACUCAAAUAUUUUAAGCUGGGAAUAUUUUACAUUCAUUAAUAAAUAAUGUUUUAAACGUA
Messenger RNA from Oncorhynchus tshawytscha (Chinook salmon), 4641 nucleotides. Its product is annotated as neurabin-1-like. Gene Ontology annotation, molecular function: actin filament binding. Gene Ontology annotation, cellular component: postsynaptic density; cytoplasm; dendrite. NCBI's taxonomy places the organism in Eukaryota, Metazoa, Chordata, Actinopteri, Salmoniformes, Salmonidae. Gene Ontology annotation, biological process: calcium-mediated signaling; neuron projection development; actin filament organization. The record is from RefSeq and is a predicted model, not a curated record. The transcript is spliced from 19 exons. The coding region runs from base 262 to 4308 and encodes 1348 amino acids.